CAGAUAGUCUGUGGUAAAAUAAAUGGUUUAUAAUUUUAGGGUUAAGUUUAUUGACCUUUGAUGAUUUACAUGUCAGCGUCAGCGCAUAAUAAGCAGCUGCUGUGUCGGGAAACGUCUUCCACCGAAUAUCGAUAACAUAUGGGGACCUGUUAACCGUUGUAACCACUUCUUGUGCGAUAAUGUCUGCGAUUGUAAAAGUUGAAAUCAACCAAGAAGAAGAAAUAAUUGCAUCUGUGGAUGACGGAGAUUUAUUUAGCAAUGACGUCUCCGCAACAAUCAAGCGUGAAGUAAAUGAAGUAGUGAAUGAACAUUCUGAAGGUUUGUCUGGUGGCCGAUUGCGACAUUUAAGAAACUUUAAUUGUGCUCAUUGUGAUUUUUCAAGUAAUUAUAAAUCAAGUUUGAGGGCACAUUUACGAACACACAAGAGUAUUACGGAAUGCGUACAGGGUGGUUAUGCAACCAAUAAUAAAAAACACUUUAACAAGCAUUUGUUAACACACAAGAUUGCCAAGGAUAUCAAAUGUCCACAGUGUGACUAUGCCACCCAUGACAAACACAGUCUUAAAUUACAUCUGUUAACACACAAAACCGUCAAGGAUUUCAAAUGUACUCAGUGUGAUUUUGAAAGUAAUUAUAAAUCCAAUCUCAGAGCACAUUUACCAACACACAAGAGUACCAAGGAUAUCAAGUGCUUUCAUUGUGACUAUGCAACCAAUAACAAAUUCCAUUUGAAAAGGCAUCUGGUAACACACAAAACUGCCAAGGAUUUAAAAUGUGCACAGUGUGAUUAUGCAACCAAUCGGAAAUCCGAUCUGAAAUUACAUGUGUUAACACACAAAACUGUCAAGGAUAUCAAUUGUUUUCAUUGUGCUUAUGCAACCAAUCACAAACGCUAUUUUAAAAUACAUCUGCUAACACACCAGAUUGCCCCCGUUUUAAAAUGUGCACAGUGUGAUUAUGGAACCAAUCAUAAAUCCAAUCUUAAAUUACAUCUGUUAUCACACAACACUGUCAAGGAUUUAAAAUGCUCUCAUUGUGAUUAUGCAACCAAUAACAAAUACAAUUUUAAAACUCAUAUGUUAGGACACAAGACUAUCAAGGAUUUUAAAUGUGCACAGUGUGAUUAUGCAACUCAUAACAAAUUCAAUUUUAAAAAUCAUCUGUUAACACACAAAACUUCCAAGGAUUUAAUAUGCACACAGUGUAAUUAUGCAACCAAUAACAAAAAACAGUUUAAAAGACAUUUGUUAAAACACAAGAUUGCCAAAGAUUUCAAAUGUGCACAGUGUAAUUAUGCGACCAAUAAUAAAUCAUCCUUUAAAAGCCAUUUGUUAACACACAAAACUGCCAAGGAUUUAAAAUGUGCACAGUGUGAUUAUGCAACGAAUUAUAAAUCGCUUCUUAAAAGACAUCAGUUAACACACAAAAUUGUCAACGAUAUCAAAUGUGUGCAGUGUGAUUAUGCAACCCAUAACAAAACCUAUCUUAAAUUACAUCUGUUAAAACACAAGACUGUCAAGGAUUUCAAAUGUGCACAGUGUAAUUAUGCAACCACUAACAAACGCAAUCUUAUAUUACAUCUGUCGACACAUAAGACUGCUAAGGAUUUAAAAUGUGCCCAAUGUGAUUUUGCAACAGGUGACAAAUCUAAGCUUAAAUUACAUUUGUUAACACACAAGUCUGUUAAGGAUUUCAAAUGUACACAUUGUGACUAUGCAACCAAUAACAAUUGCCAUUUUAACACACAUGUGUUAAGACACAAGACUGUCAAGGAUUUCAAAUGUGCACAGUGUGAGUAUGCAACCCAUAACAAAUUUAGUUUUAAAAAUCAUCUGUUAACACACAAGACUGCUAAGGAUUUAAAAUGCGCACAGUGUGAUUAUGCAACCAAUAAUAAAUCACACUUUAAAAGACAUCUGUUAAUACAUAAAACUUUCAAGGAUAUCAAAUGUGCACAGUGUGAUUAUGCAACCCGAGACACAACCAAUCUUAAAGUACAUGUGUUAACACACAAGACUGUCAAGGAUUUCAAAUGUGCUCAGUGUGAUUUUGCAACUAAUUAUAAAUCCAAUUUCACAGCGCAUUUACAAACACACAAGACUACGAAGGACAUCAAAUGCUUGCAUUGUGACUAUGCAACCAAUAACAGAUUCCAUUUUAAAAGGCAUCUGCUAACACACAAAACUGCCAAGGAAAUCAAAUGCGCACAGUGUGAUUAUGCAACCCAUCACAAAUCCAAUCUUAAAUUACAUCUGUUAAGACACAAAACUGUCAAGGAUAUCAAAUGCUUUAAUUGUGCUUAUGCGACCAAUAACAAACUUUAUUUAAAAAAACAUUUGUUAACACACAAGCGAGCACAUAAGACUACUAAAGAUUUGUAAUGUAGUCAGUGUGAUUAUGCAACCAAUAAUAAAACACACUUUAAUGUACAUGUGUUGAGUGAGACACAAGAUUUAUGAAGGCGUGAAUAGACUGCCAAAUUGCUGUCUGCCCUUUUCAGGGAAUUGGGCUAUUUGUAAUUAAAAAUUAGAAAUGCCAACGUUUAGGUUUAUUGUACCUACUUACAUAAAUCUUUAUCCAGGCCUAAACAAUGACAAUUGUAAUAUAUUAACUUAGAAUAAACACCUAUUGCUAUCUAAUCUUAAUUGUAAUAAAUACGUACGUUAUUAAUGUUAUUCUGCUUGCCUGUUGAUGCAGAUGUAGGCAUAGUAUAAUGAUGUAGGGUAAUACAGCAAAUUUCAUUAUUGUCAAACUUGACAUGUACUUAACCCCCAGGUUCUGGGCUUCGCACUACAAGAACACGGAAAAAAAAUCAAAUCAAACAUAAGUAAGGCAGAGCCCCCUUGCGUUAGUUGUAAACCACGCUAUGACCUGAGGGAAGGAACACAAAAGAAACCAAUAUAA
Messenger RNA from Photinus pyralis (common eastern firefly), 2904 nucleotides. Its product is annotated as oocyte zinc finger protein XlCOF6-like. Bases 180 to 2381 code for a protein of 733 amino acids. Gene Ontology annotation, cellular component: nucleus. Gene Ontology annotation, biological process: regulation of transcription by RNA polymerase II. The record is from RefSeq and is a predicted model, not a curated record. Gene Ontology annotation, molecular function: RNA polymerase II transcription regulatory region sequence-specific DNA binding; DNA-binding transcription factor activity, RNA polymerase II-specific. The transcript is spliced from 2 exons. Lineage: Eukaryota; Metazoa; Arthropoda; Insecta; Coleoptera; Lampyridae.